Messenger RNA from Toxotes jaculatrix (banded archerfish), 1798 nucleotides. It is a transcript of the gene ass1, whose product is annotated as argininosuccinate synthase 1. The record is from RefSeq and is a predicted model, not a curated record. The coding region runs from base 176 to 1414 and encodes 412 amino acids. Lineage: Eukaryota; Metazoa; Chordata; Actinopteri; Toxotidae. Gene Ontology annotation, cellular component: cytoplasm. Gene Ontology annotation, biological process: L-arginine biosynthetic process; urea cycle. Gene Ontology annotation, molecular function: ATP binding; argininosuccinate synthase activity. The transcript is spliced from 15 exons.
GAACGCUCGGGUGUCGCGAGUCCGACAGCCGCUAAACCGAGCACGCUGCUGCUGGCCCUCCUCCGCAGUUCACCGAGUGACCGAGCGACCGAAAAAAAAAAAACUGUAUUCGUCUCCACCUUUAAACGUAAAACACACUUUGUUUUUCUGCCUGUUGGACUGAACAGACAUCAUCAUGUCUAAAGGUACAGUGGUUCUGGCCUACAGCGGUGGACUGGAUACGUCCUGUAUUCUGGUUUGGCUUAAGGAGCAGGGCUACGAUGUCAUUACAUACUUGGCCAACAUUGGGCAAGAUGAAGAUUUUGAAGCUGCCCGGAAAAAGGCAGAAAGCCUCGGUGCAAAGAAGGUUUUCAUUGAGGACCUGCGUGCAGAGUUUGUGGAGGACUUCAUCUGGCCCGCUGUUCAAGCCAAUGCUGUGUAUGAGGACCGGUACCUGCUGGGUACUGCGGUAGCACGACCCUGCAUUGCACGUCAUCAGGUUGAAAUUGCACGCAGGGAGGGUGCCCAGUUUGUUUCCCAUGGUGCCACAGGAAAGGGCAAUGACCAGAUACGUUUUGAGCUCACAUACUACUCCCUGUACCCUGAGAUUAAGAUCAUUGCACCGUGGAGGAUCCCUGAGUUCUACAACCGCUUCAAGGGGAGAUCAGACCUGAUGGAAUAUGCACAGAAACAUGGCAUCCCUGUGCCCGUCACUCCUCGGGCACCCUGGAGUAUGGACGCCAACCUCAUGCAUAUAAGCUAUGAGUCUGGCAUCCUUGAGAAUCCCAAGAGCCAUGCUCCGGGUGACCUGUACCUGAUGACCACAAAUCCAGAAGAUUCUCCCAACACCCCUGAUGUACUGGAGAUAGAGUUUAGAAACGGAGUGCCUAUCAAGGUGACCAAUGUGAAGGAAGGCAAAUCCAAGGACUCACCACUUGAUAUCUUCUCAUACCUUAAUGAGAUUGGAGGAAAGCAUGGUGUGGGCCGGAUUGACAUCGUUGAGAACCGUUUCAUUGGAAUGAAGUCCAGAGGGAUUUAUGAAACCCCAGGAGGCACCAUCCUUUUACAGGCCCAUUUAGACAUCGAGACCUUUACCAUGGACAAAGAGGUGCGGCGGAUCAAACAGGGGCUGGGUAUCAAGUUCUCUGACCUCGUCUACAAUGGUUUCUGGUACAGUCCAGAGUGUGAUUUUGUGCGAAACUGCAUCGUCAAGUCCCAGGAGAAUGUUGAGGGCAAAGUACAGCUGUCUGUCUUCAAGGGUCAAGUCUACAUCCAGGGACGCGAGUCACCCAAGUCUCUUUACAAUGAAGAGCUGGUCAGCAUGGACGUGCAAGGAGACUACGACCCAUGUGAUGCCUCUGGAUUCAUCAGGAUCAACGCUGUCAGGUUAAGGGAACACCACCGUUUGCAGGGUGUCUCCAGCACCAAGCAGUAACUGUUGCAGUCCUGUGAACCCUCUUUCUCUCUGUCCUCCUCUCUCCACCAUGUCUUAAGUGGUAGUAGUAGUAGGUUUAGACCUUGUGCCUCCAUCUUCUACCUCUUGCCUUAUUGUCUGUUGUUAGCUACAUUAGCAUCAGCACACAAGAAUCUUGCUGUAAGUUUCUUAGGUGGUGAAGAGUAGAGGAAGAAAAUCCAUCAACUGACUUUGUGGCAUGAAAAAGUUUUUGAAUCUGGUGUAUAGAUCAUCAUGAAAUAUAUUGUGGAGGAUCAUUUUAAGACAAUGUAUUUCUUAGUGUUUUAUUUCCUGAAUUUGUCUGGUUUUUAGUAUCACUAGGUCAGUACUUAAACUUCAAUAUAUAGGAAUUCUUUGUGACAGAAA